Messenger RNA from Adineta ricciae, 567 nucleotides. The record is from the annotation of a GenBank genome assembly. NCBI's taxonomy places the organism in Eukaryota, Metazoa, Rotifera, Eurotatoria, Adinetida, Adinetidae.
AUGUUAAAAGAUAACGACUUUUAUAAUAUGGAAGACUUUUUAACAAUGGUUCGACAUGAUAGAAUACGAAUAAAUUUGCGAGAUCAAAAGCAUAAUUAUAACAUUCGGAUAAGUCAAGACGAUCUCUCAAGCUGUCAUUCGCAGAAUGAAGUUGGUCGAUCUGCUGUCUGUGAUUCGAUAGUUCGCGUUCCAUAUGUCAAAUUUGAGGAGCAUCGCGACAGAUCGUUAUCUGGCUCUCGUCGUUCGAACAAUACAUUAAUUCCACCAGCGAUGACAAUAUCACGCUACAAGCCGACCACAGUGCCCAGCCGAUUGGCGACAGAAUGGACUUCGCUAUCUGCUUUCUCAGAUGAUUUACGACUUGCCAUCAGUGAAAACGAUUGCUCAGAUUCAGGCGAUGAACGUUUGUUCAAUAGUCCAAUGAAUGUGAACAAUUAUUCGCCCUUGCUCGCGGUGCAGCAUACGGCACAGACGAACACCAACUCCCUUGAAUACAUCCAUCUAGAUCAUUUGUAUCGCACCUCGCUCUCCAAUGACGACGAUCAGACAAUGACACCGCAACGGUGA